Molecule: messenger RNA, 1311 nt
Organism: Sphenostylis stenocarpa
Lineage: Eukaryota; Viridiplantae; Streptophyta; Magnoliopsida; Fabales; Fabaceae
Source: the annotation of a GenBank genome assembly
AUGGAAGCCCCUAAGUGUAUCUAUCGUGGGCAAGCAGUGAGCAUUCCACCAAGUGCUCCUACCCCAAAACAUUCUCUCUAUUUGUCCAAUCUUGACGACCAAAAGUUCCUCAGGUUCUCCAUCAAGUACUUGUUCCUCUUCAACAAGUCCAUGAGCUUGGAUGUGUUGAAGUCUUCUCUGGGUAGAGUUCUAGUGGAUUAUUACCCCUUAGCUGGCAGAUUGAGGAGCGUCGAUGAUCACAAGCUUGAGGUGGAUUGCAAUGGACAAGGUGCUCUCUUUGCUGAGGCUUUCACUCACACCACUGUUCAUCAACUACUCGAAUCCUCCAAGACUCCCAACAAGUCUUGGAACAAGUUCUUGUAUAAGGUCGAAGCUCACAGUUUCGUCGAUGUUCCUCCUCUUAUAGUCCAGGUAACGAGCCUAGGUUGCGGGGGAAUGAUACUCUGCACCGCGAUCAACCACUGCGUAUGCGACGGCAUAGGCACGUCUCAGUUCCUACACGCUUGGGCACAACUAACGAAAAAGCCCGAAGCGGAAUUGACAAUCGUGCCCUUUCACUGGCGCCACGUGCUGAAACCCAGAGAGCCCGCGCAGGUAAAGUUCCGUCACGCGGGGUACACCGCACCAAACCCAAACCCAAACCCAACCCCAACCUCUCAAGUGGACCUGAUGAAGUUGAUACAGUCACACCCCUUGGUACCCACGUCCUUCACCCUCACCCCCGACCACGUCCUUCGCCUCAAGAAACAGUGCGUGCCCUCCCUGAAGUGCACGUCCUUCGAAACCGUGGCGGCGCACACGUGGCGGUCUUGGGUUCGGUCACUAAACCAAUCCCUACCGUCGAAACUCCUGGUGAAGCUCCUUUUCUCUGUGAACGUUAGAGCAGUGGUUGACCUUCCGCAAGGGUAUUACGGAAACGGGUUCUUACUAGCGUGCGCCGAGAGCAGCGUAGAGGAGUUAGUGGAGGAGGGUAACCUGCGCCACGGUGUGAAGCUUGUGCAGGAAGCGAAGGCGAGGUUGAAAGACGAGGACUAUAUACGGUCAAUGGUUGACUUGUUGGAGGACAAAACGGUGAAAACGGAUCUUUGUACGAGUUUGGUUAUUUCGCAGUGGUCUAAACUGGGGUUGGAAGAGGUGGAUUUUGGGGAAGGGAAACCUUUGCAUAUGGGUCCUUUGACCAGCGAUAUUUACUGCUUGUUUUUACCGGUUCCCGGUGACGCUAAUGCGGUGAGAGUGCUGGUGUCUCUUCCCGAUAACAUGGUGGAACCUUUUCAGUAUCACAUGCAAGAAUGUUCCCAAGAAAAAGAAUAA